Molecule: messenger RNA, 966 nt
Organism: Aspergillus nidulans FGSC A4
Lineage: Eukaryota; Fungi; Ascomycota; Eurotiomycetes; Eurotiales; Aspergillaceae
Exons: 2
Coding region: 1-966 (321 amino acids)
Source: RefSeq, a predicted model, not a curated record
AUGCCCCAAGCCCUCCAAGAUGCAGCCUUCAUCCCAUCACCUACAAAGUCAUGGAACACGAAUCGUCUAGGCGCGCGCUUCGGCGUUGACAUUGUUAGCGCAGCGACGGCCGGUGCUUUGACCUGCCCGGUCAUCACGGUGAUUGAUAGGGCCAUUAUCGAGAAGGCAGCCAAGGGCGUCCCAAUCCGCGAAACGAUCACGUCCGCUUUCCGCUCCAUUAUCCGCAAACCAUCUGGCUUCUUCUUGGGCACGCCGUUUCUCCUCAUCUAUACCCUAUACACAUCGACCUACCUCACAGCGAACACGAUCGACACCGUCACCUCCAUGCUGAAGGAUAAGCCUUUCUCGACCGUAUUCCCGGGUACCGCAAAGUUCAUUACAACUACAGCUGUGAACAUGGGGAUAUGUGUAUACAAGGAUGCGAGGUUCGCGCGGAUAUUUGGGAAACAAUCGUCUCAACCACAAGGACAGCCACAGCCACAACCGCCGUUGGCCAAAUCGCCCUCCAACGGCCUCUUUACGGCAACCAUGCCCGCCUCCUGCCACCCGUCCCCCUUAACGGUCGGAGCCCCCAAAGUCCCCAAGAUCUCAUAUACGCUCUUCUGCCUCCGCGACAGCAUCACAAUCUUCGCCUCCUUCAACAUCCCUGCCCUCAUCGCGCCCUCAAUACCAGACUCCAUCGCUGCAACCCCCGCAAUGAAAGCCGCCAUCGCGCAGUUUAGUUGUCCCGCCCUCAUGCAGUUCGUCAGCACGCCCAUGCAUCUUUUGGGUUUGGAUCUGUAUAAUCGGCAGCCGCCCGGCGGGCUUGGAUGGAGGGAAAGAGUCGGGAGGAUCAGGAGAGAUUAUGUGGCCAGUUGUUUUGCGCGCAUGGGGAAGAUUGUGCCGGCGUACGGGAUAGGUGGUGUUGUCAAUGUCAGGAUGCGCGCGGAGUUAAUGGGGUGGUUGGAGGGAUUGGACCAGGCUUGA